AUGGCCCCUCAACGUCGCAUCCGCAUAGCCCUCUUGCUCUGUGAUACACCAAUUCCCGACGUAAUCGCGUCAGAUGGCGACUAUACUGCCAUAUUCAACACUCUUCUCCGUAAAUCCCUUCCCUCCGACACCAACAUCGACUAUGUUCUUGAUCCCUACGACGUCCGCAACAAGCUGGAAUACCCGGAGAACAUUGACGACUACCAGGCCGUCAUCCUGACCGGAUCCGCGGCGUCUGCAUACGACAACCUGGAGUGGAUCAACCGCCUUGUGCUCUAUGUGCGUCAGGUGGCGCUGGAGAAGCCGCCUAUUAGGCUGAUUGGCAUCUGCUUCGGACAUCAAAUCAUCGCUCGUGCUUUGGGCGGCGAAUGUGUGCCUAACGAUGGCAAGUGGGAGGCGGGCGUAACCGAAAUCGCUCUCACAGACGUCGGAAGACGUCUUUUCGGGGCAUCAACGCUGAAUAUACAACAAAUGCACCGCGACCACGUACCGGAUGUCCCGCCGUCCUUCGACUUACUCGGCUCGACGCCUAUUGCGCCCAACCAGGGGAUGGUGCAGUUCUAUCCAUCUGCGGACUCCGACAGCGCAAAGGCCGAGGAUGUGCACAUUUUUACAGUGCAGGGCCACCCAGAAUUCACGCAGCGCAUUUCAGACAAGAUUGUCAACGCUCGCGCCUCCACGGGUGUGAUCAGUAAGGACGUCGCGGAAGAUGUGCGUAGGCGUGCAGCGUGGAGGAACGAUGGGGUAGACGUCAUUGGGAAGGUCAUUUGGCAGGUCAUGAGCGCGGGGGUAUAG
This is a messenger RNA of Postia placenta MAD-698-R-SB12, 795 nucleotides long. RefSeq lists its product as hypothetical. The record is from RefSeq and is a predicted model, not a curated record. Gene Ontology annotation, cellular component: nucleus; cytosol. Lineage: Eukaryota; Fungi; Basidiomycota; Agaricomycetes; Polyporales; Adustoporiaceae. Bases 1 to 795 code for a protein of 264 amino acids. The transcript has 4 exons.